Cimex lectularius (bed bug) is the source of this 1979-nucleotide messenger RNA. RefSeq names its product casein kinase I (gene dco). The transcript is spliced from 9 exons. Bases 176 to 1495 code for a protein of 439 amino acids. Gene Ontology annotation, molecular function: protein serine/threonine kinase activity; ATP binding. Lineage: Eukaryota; Metazoa; Arthropoda; Insecta; Hemiptera; Cimicidae. Gene Ontology annotation, biological process: endocytosis; signal transduction; peptidyl-serine phosphorylation. Gene Ontology annotation, cellular component: nucleus; cytoplasm. The record is from RefSeq and is a predicted model, not a curated record.
CUCGGGAUCAUCUGUGCUCUCUCGUAGGCGACUAUCAACUCAACUUACAACUAUGUAUUUUCUCGUAUUUCUUUUAAACAGGAUUUCAACGCAAAAUUCUUGAUGACGCUGAAGUGAUCGACGUAAAGGCCGGAGUUUCAUUCUUCCCAGACUCUCUCCGCCCAGAAAACAAGAAAUGGAACUCAGAGUCGGCAAUAAAUACAGACUGGGACGUAAAAUCGGUAGCGGAUCCUUCGGCGACAUUUAUCUAGGAACGAAUAUUUCAACAAGCGAAGAAGUAGCAAUUAAACUAGAAUGUAUCAAAACAAGACACCCUCAGCUUCACAUAGAAUCCAAAUUCUACAAAAUGAUGCAGGGAGCGGUUGGGAUCCCAACAAUAAAGUGGUGCGGAUCGGAAGGUGACUACAAUGUAAUGGUCAUGGAAUUAUUAGGUCCUUCUUUAGAAGAUUUGUUUAAUUUUUGUUCAAGAAGGUUUACUCUAAAGACUGUCUUAUUAUUAGCCGAUCAAUUGAUAAAUCGAAUAGACUAUAUUCACAGUCGCAAUUUCAUCCAUAGAGACAUCAAGCCUGAUAACUUUUUGAUGGGAUUAGGGAAAAAGGGGAAUUUGGUGUACAUCAUAGACUUCGGUCUGGCGAAAAAGUACCGUGACGGCCGGACCCAUCAACACAUCUCUUACAAAGAGAACAAAAAUCUCACGGGAACUGCUAGAUAUGCUUCCAUUAACACACAUUUAGGAAUUGAACAAAGCAGACGAGACGAUUUAGAAUCUUUAGGCUAUGUAUUAAUGUAUUUUAAUAGAGGUUCAUUACCUUGGCAAGGAUUAAAAGGUGCGACUAAACGACAAAAAUAUGAAAGAAUUAGUGAAAAGAAAAUGUCUUCUCCCAUAGACGAACUCUGUAAAGGUUACCCAGCUGAGUUUGCAAUGUACCUAGGCUACUGUAGAUCUCUUAGGUUUGAAGAAAGACCUGAUUAUUCGUUCCUUCGCCAAUUAUUUCAAACUCUAUUCCAAAGAGAACUAUUUACUUAUGAUUAUGUCUUCGACUGGAACAUGCUCAAAUUCGGAGGGAGCCGAGCUGGAGCUGGGGAAGAAGCAAGAGGAGCUACCGGCGGCGGUGCAGUCGGAGCUGGAGCAGGUGGGCCUGGUGCAAGGAUUACAGUUAGGAUAGGUCAAGGUGAAAGAGCAACGAAUGGUGCCCAUAGAAGGGCACGCCCAGGCAUUGCCCUUCUUCCCAACAGUAGCCCAACUACUGUCUCAGCACGAGGCCGAGCGAUAACCGGUGAAGGAGGACAGGAGAGGAGAGUUUCGAUGCGACUUCACAGAGGUGUCCUCCCCAACUCCUCGACUCUAGACCUGAGUGUACAAAGGAUGAACACGAUCCCCCCACCUGUGGAAAACUCAGUGUCAGGAGGGGCAAUGGCACCCCCAUCCUUGAGUCCGCCAGGCGGCGUGCGGCGGGGAUCUGUGAGUAAGACGGACACGGCGAGAAAGAAAUGAAGGCACGACCCCCCCACAAAUCAAUGAGAGAGACCAGCUCGCAAGUAAAUACGCUCAGUCCAAAUCGCGAUAAGAGGAGUUCCAGGUGAAAUGCAAAUUGUAACGGUUUCGCUGCUCAAUAAUAAGUAACAUUUGUAGUAUGUUCAGAAGCCCCAGAGUAAUUAACAUUUUGGAAAGUUAAGUCCAGAAUUUCAUCUAAUUUUUUUUCUAUUUUGGAUAGUACAUUUUUUAAAAACAUAAUUUCAAUUUUUAUUUCUGGUAGAAAGUAAUUUUGAAAUUAUAGUAAAAAAACAAGUGAAACACAAGCAAGUCUUGAUGAAAUCUGGAUGUAAUGAGGUAAAAAAUAUAUAUUUCAUGAUUCAAACAAAAAAAAAGAAAAAAAAAGAAAAACAAACAAACUUCAAAAUAUUGAUUAGUAAUCCUGUAUGCAAAAUAUAAAACCUAUAUUGUUUUUACUGGCAAGCUGUCAUUAAAUUAAUUACAA